UCGGUGUGGUCAAGUUACUUGGAACUAUCCUCGUCACGACUUGAAAAACUCACAGUCAAUAGUUGAAGAAGAUAGAGGAUGUCACCAGCUACAUACUAUUUCUCAACCCAGGGUUGAAGAGCGAGUGAAUUCAUCUUGAGCGGAGCUGAAGCGAGAUUCACUCUCAGAAUUGUCACCCAAAAACUUCGGAUACCACACCAACCUAGUAAUCUCAAGUAGCCCAGGCCCGAAACCUUGACUUCCUCUCUCCCUCUGUUCCUUUACAUAAAAUCAAACUCUGCAGAUCGACAACUCUUCGGACCGACAACUUCGAGAUUUGACAUAAUGGAUCAACAAGGUUUGUUUCGGGUUGACGUGGAGUCAUUUCAGAAGCUUAUUGAUGGAUUGGACGUUCAGUCGCGCGACGAAGUGACAGGAAGACUUCAGGAGGGAGCUUAACAACGAUAUCUUGAUGUUUGUAAGAAGUUUGAACCUUGGGGACAGGAAGAUUUUAUACAUCUUGUAAGUUUUGCAAACACCAGAUUGCAAAUGAUCAAUGUCUAUAACUCAUCUUAUAGUCAAAAAUUGCGCCGCCAAACUUCUUUGUUGAUAUUAUCGCCUCUUACAAGUCAAGGUCGAAAUUAAUGCCACCAACUGAAGACACACUUCGCGUCCACACAGAGCUCAGAACCAAAUUAGUUGGUGAGAAGCGAAAGAAUAUCAAGAAGACAUGCAACCUCAAUAUUGUUCCACCCGAAGUCAGGGAGCAGGUCUUCCGUCUUAUUCUCGAGGAUUACUUUGAAGAGUUCCCUGAACGUUCACUGUUGGUCUAUCAAAACUGGAUCAUGGGACCCUGUAAAAAGAUCAAUAUAUCAGGAAAUGCAGGAUUACCUCUCAAAGAUCUUCCUGCCUUUGAAAUCGCUUUGAUCCCUGAUCAGAAGCUCUAUCGAGAGUUCUUUGCUUUAAGGAUUAAGCAAUGUACACUUGAACUUCGUCCUAGCGUUACAUGGAGCCACGUCUAUAGUUUCCCUCCCGAAGUUCAAGUUGCCGAUCCUCCUGAGGAGAUCACGGAGUGGGUGACCGAUAGCUCGAAGAGCAGUUUUGAGUAUAUGGCGUGGGUUUACUUGCAAGAAAAAGAGCUUGGUCUUCAUCCCAACAUCGGCACUAGUAAUCAUGAUCUGCCUCUACGUGGUUGGGUUUACCAUUAUCCUUGUCUCUCUGAAUUAUCUCCAAUAAUGUUGGAUAAUGUUCGCAGUAUUUACAUCAUCUUAAGCAUUGAUUACCUUCAAACACAGUAUAUCGGUGCUGAGCGAUGGAAAAAACGCUCUGCUCCUACGUUCUCCGUUCUCAGCUGCAAUAUGAAACACGCUGCAAACCUCGCCUCCCUCUGUUACAUUCUGGGCCAUAAACGUCGGGGUUCCGAAAACCCAUUCGAUCAAGCCGACACCCUCCCUUCUACCACGGUCCUUCCGAUUAUCCUCCGCUCCCUCAAGAGCUCUCUCGCUGUCGAGCCCAAGCAGAACACUCUAAGCACCAACCCUCAUUCUUUGAUCCCUGCCCCUCUAUCUCAGCUCACAACGUUCAGUAUCAAAACUUUCGAAACCAAAACCCCCCCAAGACGUUGUGGAAUCAGACACUGCGUAGAAAGCCCUGAAAACCUACGUAAAGGCGCGGAAGUUAUAAAUAGAUUACUGGACAUUUCUCCAAAGAUAUCAUAUAUUGAGAUGGUACCUGAAAUGGGCCGGCGAGAAAUCAAUCGGGGAUGGGGAGUUAGUUGUUACCAGUUUGUCUGGGCCGCGGGAGACGGUAGAAAACUGUUGAUUUAUGAUAAGGCAGAGAGUGAGCAGUUGAACGGUUGAGCGAUACUUUAUGGUUUACUGUUGCGGAAGCUUAUUACUUUUCACUUCAAAGUUUCUGUUUGCUUUUCACAUCAACGAAUCGGGUUUCUCCUUAUGAGAAUUGUCAAGCGUGGCGGGGGUUUACACAAACUGAAGAUGUAGGCACAGAAUAGAUACUAUAAAGACCUAAUCACAAUUAUG
This is a messenger RNA of Botrytis byssoidea, 2018 nucleotides long. RefSeq lists its product as uncharacterized. Bases 624 to 1838 code for a protein of 404 amino acids. The transcript is spliced from 3 exons. NCBI's taxonomy places the organism in Eukaryota, Fungi, Ascomycota, Leotiomycetes, Helotiales, Sclerotiniaceae. The record is from RefSeq and is a predicted model, not a curated record.